AUGAGGCAACGCUCCGACAAUGCCCCUUGGGCAGCGUGCACACAGGCUGUCUUCUCACUCUCUCGAGCUCAGUACCUCACACCUCCGCGACCAGCUCAGGACAUCCAGAGAGUGACUGCUGGACCUGUCCGCAGCAGACCAGCUACCACUGUGCCACCCAACCACCGGCCAUCCUACGAUGAGCUGGAGCACGUGCAGGGGCAGGAGUGGAAGGAGCAACUACCAGCCAAACAGACUGAACGACCGCUGAUAUUCAACUUUUUUGACGACGAAGACUUUAUUGGAUCUACGAGACCACCCCCUGAACCAACCACUGAACGUCAGACAUCGAUCACGAGCAACAUCCAGCUAGACCAACGGACGACGCAAUAUCCAGAGGCAACUGAAGAUACUGCAACCCAGAAUCAUGGUGCAGAAUACACGACAGAGGACAUCCAACGGCCUAUGACCAAUAAACCACCUAGCAAGCCGAAUAGAUUGAGUGGAUAUAAGAAUCAACAAAGACACUCGCCCCUGAGAGGUUCAAUGAGAAGAAAGAAACCAGUUCAGUCAAGCAGCAACCAAUACAGUUUUGGCGUUACGACAGAUCAGACCAGUAUUGACCAAACAACUUCAGAAAAUCAUUUUAGCUACAGGGAAACUUCAACAACGACUCCAACAACGACAGAUACAUGGAAUGAAGAUGCAAAGCGACAAAUUAACAUCACAGAAGAUGUAACAGCACAAACUGUGAGACCAGCUGUACCAGAGAACUUUGAAAUAACUGUUGGAAGUUAUAACACGAAACCAAAGAUUACAUUUCAGAAGGGGAAUCUCGAUGCAGAAUCGCCUACAGCAGAUAUUAUUUACAGUGAAGACUGGAGACCACCCCUUGCUAUCAAGCCACACAGUGAAGAGCCCAUUACCGAGGAGCUCUCUGGACACAUUAGACAGUCCCAGACUACCACUUCCAGGGCUAGCAGCAAUACCCAAAGACCUUUCCAGGCUGUUGAAGCACAGCCAUUUUACAUCAGGAAAAAGCCAUCAUAUAUCACUUCAGAAAGCAUCCUCACUGCAGGAGAUCACCUUGAAGGAAAUUCAGCUUUCGUCACAAAUAAUGGGCCUGUUUCUCAUCAUAGUGCAGGCAAUGCCAGACCUCCAGGAAGACACCCUUAUACACCACAGGAAAGUGGACCAUCAUCGGCCGGAGCAUUGGUGGACAGUGGGAGCCGACCACUUUUGCUCGAGGUCAGUACCCAAUCUACCCAAAAUGGACACGGCCAGACAGGUGGUCCAGUGGACAGUGGGGUAGCCUCGACGCCGUCUUCAGGCCUCGCCCAGAGGCGACCUGGAGCCUCCAGCGGCAAGCGGCGGCGGCCCAUCCACAGGAAGAGACCAGUGCCUCACGACUCGGCCAAUGUGGUGGCCACGGUCGAGGCGUCGUACGUGCGGGACAGUGCAGCUCAAGGAGACAGUGUCAAGCCGUUCCGGCCGCUGGACCCCGGCGUGCUCGACAGCCUCGUUCCGCGGGCGCCCGUGACCGCCGCCGCCCACCCACAGCCCACCACUACCACCGCCGCCCCGACCACCGCCUCCACGGUGACGCCCGACCUGUCCGCGGCGGCGGACGCGCUUUCGCCGGCGGUGCGAGAGCUACUGCAAUCGCUGGGGCUGCUGGACCCGCCGCCCCCGCCGCCGCCCACCGCCGCCCACCCGCCAAUGGGCCCGCCGCCCCCGGACCCGGCGCCUUACCGCGCCUUCAAGCCGCUGCCGCAGUCGCGCGCCGAGCCCGAAGAGCAGGACAUGCGCCACCUGCUGCACCGCUUCGGACUGCUCGACCCGGCGCCGCCCACCCGCGGCCGGCGUCGCCAGAAGACGCUCGCCGAGCCCUCUCCUUCUGCGAGCAACGGUGAGUCACUCCCAGAGCUCCUUCUUCCACUCGAUAGAGUUACUCGUUCUCGAAGGCCCACAGAGACGACUGGUGCCGGCAGCGCCUCUGGCGGCAGCACGACUACCUCGACGACCCCGCUGACGCUGGACGCCAUAGACACGAGCAUGCUGACGGACGAGAUGCGCGCCGUGCUGCACAACCUGGGCAUCGUGCCCGGCGCUGGCCGCGUCGACGAGGGGCCGACGACACAGCCGCCAGUGGCGUCCCACACCACUGUCCGGGAGUCGACGACAGACGGCGGGAAUGGCACCGACGACUCCACCGUCCGACAAGCUAUAGAGAAGGAGUAG
This is a messenger RNA of Schistocerca serialis cubense, 2220 nucleotides long. Its product is annotated as proteoglycan 4-like. The record is from RefSeq and is a predicted model, not a curated record. Bases 1 to 2220 code for a protein of 739 amino acids. Lineage: Eukaryota; Metazoa; Arthropoda; Insecta; Orthoptera; Acrididae. The transcript has 6 exons.